Molecule: messenger RNA, 3859 nt
Organism: Olea europaea var. sylvestris
Lineage: Eukaryota; Viridiplantae; Streptophyta; Magnoliopsida; Lamiales; Oleaceae
Product: nodal modulator 1-like
Exons: 26
Coding region: 38-3478 (1146 amino acids)
Cellular component (GO): endoplasmic reticulum membrane
Source: RefSeq, a predicted model, not a curated record
UCUCUCCAUAUAAAAUGUAUGUGACAAACCAACAAAGAUGAAAACCAUAAACCCUGGAGAUUGCUUCACUGAGUCUGAAGCCAGUUUUUUCGACAUAAACCAAUACCAAAAAUCAUGCACAAUUAAGAUUUCAUCGCUCCGUCUACUCAUCUCAGAUCAAAAAAUUUCAAUGGCAUCCAUAAAUUAUUAUUCAUUUGCGUCAUUCCUUUUAAUUAUACUCACCUGCAAUUUUUCUCUAGCGAUUGCUGAUUCUAUUCAAGGAUGUGGCGGAUUUGUCGAGGCAAGUUCCUCGCUGAUAAAAUCAAGGAAGUCAACUUCAACGAAAUUGGAUUAUUCUCAUAUUACGGUCGAGCUUCGGACUUUGGAUGGUUUAGUUAAGGACAGCACCCAAUGUGCUCCAAAUGGUUACUACUUCAUUCCAGUUUAUGACAAGGGUUCGUUUGUGAUUAAGAUCAAGGGACCUGAGGGAUGGUCAUGGGACCCAGAACAAGUUCCUGUCGUUAUUGGUCACACUGGUUGCAAUGCAAAUGAAGAUAUAAAUUUUCGGUUUACUGGGUUCACCAUAGCUGGAAGAGUUGUGGGAGCAGUUGGUGGAGAUAGCUGUUCUCAUAAAAAUGGAGGUCCAGCUAAUGUAAAUGUCGAGCUAUUGUCUCCAAGUGGAGAUGUUGUGUCUUCAGCUUUAACAACAUCAACAGGGAGUUACUCAUUCACAAACAUCAUUCCAGGAAAAUACAAAAUACACGCUUCUCAUAGUGAUUUGAAGAUUGAGAUUAAGGGUUCUACUGAGGUGGAAUUAGGGUUUGAAAAUGGUGUGGUUCAAGAUAUUUUCUUUGUUUCUGGCUAUGAUAUUCACGGAUUUGUGGUUGCUCAGGGCAAUCCCAUAUUGGGAGUUCAUAUUUACUUGUACUCAGAAGAUGUCUUAGAGGUGAAUUGCCCCCAUGACUCUGGUAAUGCACCUGGACUAGGAAAAGCACUUUGUCAUGCUGUCUCUGAUGCUGAUGGGAUGUUCACGUUUAAAUCAAUACCUUGUGGGAUCUACAAACUUGUACCUUUCUACAAGGGCGAUAACACGGUUUUUGACGUUUCACCUCCUUCCAUGAUGGUGUCUCUCUCGCACAAUCACUCUAUAGUCCCUCAGAAGUUUCAGGUUACUGGAUUCUCUGUUGGGGGUCGUGUAGUCGAUGGAAAUGGUGAUGGAGUGGAUGCUGCAAAAAUUAUAGUAGAUGGUCAGGAAAGGUCAAUAACCGAUAAAGAAGGAUAUUACAAACUUGAUCAGGUUACGUCUAAAAGAUACAGGAUUGAAGCUAAGAAGGAGCAUUAUAAGCUUGAAAUUCUGAAUGACUUUUUGGUUUUGCCGAACAUGGCUUCAAUUUCUGAUAUAAAAGCAGUUUCAUAUGACAUAUGCGGCAUGGUGCAGACAAUUAGAAAUGACUACAGGGCUAAGGUGGCAUUGACUCAUGGACCAGAGAAUGUCAAGCCCCAAGUGAAACAGACUGACAAAAUUGGGAAAUUUUGCUUUGAGGUUCCACCGGGCGAAUAUCGCUUAUCUGCUUUUCCAGCAACACCUGAUACUGCUCCAGAACUUAUGUUCUCUCCACCUCACAUUGAUGUCUCAGUCAACAGCCCUUUACUAGGCGUCAAAUUUUAUCAGGCACAAGUAGAUGUCCGUGGCUCAGUAGUCUGCAAGGAAACAUGUGGUUCUUCUGUUUCAGUUAUACUUCUAAGAAAGGAUGGUAUAAGUAAAGAAGAGAUGACAGUUAGUUUGACUGAUCAGAGUAGUGAAUUUUCAUUUUCCAAUGUCCUUCCAGGGAAAUACCGCAUUGAGGUCAAAAGCUAUUCCCCUGUAACCAUGUCAGGAGAUGAUAUAUGGUGCUGGGAACAUAGUUCUGUAGAUGUGGAUGUGGGUGCUGACAAUAUUGAAGGGAUUACUUUUGUUCAUAAAGGCUAUUGGGUCAGUGUGACUUCCAGCCAUGGCGUGGAUGCUUACCUGAAUCGGCCUGAUGGUUCUCAUGUGAAUUUGAAAAUUAAGAAAGGUGCACAGCGCAUUUGUCUGGAGUCUCCUGGUGUGCAUGAACUCCACUUUGUAAACUCGUGUAUUUCCUUUGGAAGCUCCUUGUUGAGAAUUGAUACAUCUAAUCCAUCGCCCAUUUAUUUGAAAGGAGAGAAAUAUCUCCUCAGCGGACGUAUUAAUGUUGAUACUAAUUCAUUGGGUGGUGAUGAGAAUUUACCUGAGAAUAUACCCGUGGAUAUGUUAGACAAUGAAGGAAUUGUUCUUGAUAGUGCCACUGCCAGACUUGUCUCCAGUGGAAUUGAUCAAUCAACUGCUGUUAUCUAUGAAUACUCAGUGUGGGCUAAUUCUGGUGAAAAACUCAUCUUUGUCCCUCGAGACAUGCGGUAUGUUUGUUGCAGUUUUGUCACUUGUUCUCAAUGUCUAAUCUGUUUUGUAUUAUUAAUAAAGGUUGUGUUUAAGUUAACAAGAUAUGUUAGUGCUGGUGAAAUCAAGGACAUCACAGCAUGUGCCUCUACUGUUCAUUAUAGGAACAAUUCAGUAACUGGUGUUGGUGGAAUGUUUACGUUUGGUAACUUGUUUCCAGGGAGUUUCUAUCUUCGACCCUUAUUGAAGGAAUAUGCUUUCUCUCCUCCUGCACAGGCAAUUGAACUUGGCUCUGGGGAAUCCAGGGAAAUCGUCUUUCAUGCCACUCGUGUUGCUUAUAGUGCCAUUGGCAGAGUAACUCUCUUGUCUGGUCAGUCUGUAGAAGGUAUCACUGUGGAAGCUAGGGCUGACUCAAAAGGAUUUUAUGAGGAGUCUGGAACAGAUUCAUCAGGCAGUUAUCGCCUAAGGGGACUCCAACCUGAUACUACCUAUGUAAUAAAAGUAGCAAGGAAGGGUGAACUUGAUAGAGCACGUAUUGAACGUGCAUCUCCGGAGUCUGUUACUGUAAAGGUCGGGCACGAGGACAUAAAAGGAUUAGAUUUCGUGGUCUUUGAACAGCCAGAAACGACUAUUUUAAGUGGCCACGUUGAGGGGAAAAAGAUCAAGGAGCUGAAUUCACAUAUCCGGGUGGAAAUCAGGUUGGCUAGUGAUCCAUCGAAGAUCGAGUCCAUCUUUCCCUUGCCAUUAUCAAACUUCUUUCAGGUGAAGGACUUGUCGAAGAGUAAGCACCUUCUGCAGCUCAAAUCUGCUUUACCGUCCAGUGCUCAUAAAUUUGAAUCUGAAGUUAUUGAGAUUGACUUAGAGAGACACCCUCAAGUUCACGUUGGUCUAUUAAGCUAUAGAAUUGAAGAGGACAUCCAUAAACAGGAAUUGACUCCGGCUCCUGUGUAUCCCUUAGUUGUUGGAGUUUCAGUGAUCACCCUCUUUGUUUGUAUGCCAAGAUUGAAGGAUUUAUACCAAGCCGCAAUGGCAUCUGUUUCAGCGUCAUCCACGACUGCAAAGAAAGACGUUAGAAAGCUGGUCGUGAGAAAAAAGACGUACUGAAGAGUUGUUUUCAUGACUUCUAUAGCAUAGAGGUCAGUUAAUGGUAACUAAAUUAUCAUUGACAUCUUCACCCUCAUGUCUGAAAACUCAUAAGCUUCAGCUGGAUGAUUUUUAACACUUCUGUUAAGCCCAUUUCUAUUUGCACGUUGAAUGCUUUUUUUGGCUAACCUUGGAGCUGUAAAAUUGUCUUUUUUCUGUUACAUCAAUAGACAAAUGGUUUGUGACUUUGAAUUAUAUGAUAGUUGGAGAGCUGAAUCUUGUUGAAUGUAAUUAUAGACAUGUUUUUAGAGGACAAUGUACUCCGUUUUAAUGCCUGUUAGGCAUGUUAGGUACAAACAGUGAAUAGUACAAAUAAUUUUUUGCAUUCCACCCCCUUACUUA